Molecule: messenger RNA, 380 nt
Organism: Prorocentrum cordatum
Lineage: Eukaryota; Dinophyceae; Prorocentrales; Prorocentraceae
Source: the annotation of a GenBank genome assembly
GGUGCCUAGGCACGGCCUUCGGGACGUCCCUGGAGGCCAUGCUCCCGUUCCGCUUCCUGGGCGGCGCGGGCGGCGCUCUGGCCUUGGCCGGGUCCGCGGCGUACCUCGCAGAACUGACCAGCAAGCGGCACGUGCUGCCCUUCCGCGGCGCCAUCAUGGGUGCCCAGGGCGGCCUCGUUGCCGCGGCGUACGUCGUCGGUCCAGCGCUCGGCGGCCUCCUCACGGAGGCCUGCGGCGCCCAGACGGCCUACGGCAUUGUCGCCGGGCUCGUCGCGGCGCUCAGGGGGCGCCGAAAAGGGGUCGUCGUCGUUGUCGUCGUCGAUGUCGUUGUCGUCGUCGUCGUCGUCGUCCUCGAUGUCGUCGUCGUCGUUGUCGUCGUC